This is a messenger RNA of Lasiodiplodia theobromae, 1332 nucleotides long. RefSeq names its product rRNA processing protein utp6. Lineage: Eukaryota; Fungi; Ascomycota; Dothideomycetes; Botryosphaeriales; Botryosphaeriaceae. Gene Ontology annotation, molecular function: snoRNA binding; protein binding. The record is from RefSeq and is a predicted model, not a curated record. The transcript has 2 exons. Bases 1 to 1332 code for a protein of 443 amino acids. Gene Ontology annotation, cellular component: Pwp2p-containing subcomplex of 90S preribosome; small-subunit processome. Gene Ontology annotation, biological process: maturation of SSU-rRNA from tricistronic rRNA transcript (SSU-rRNA, 5.8S rRNA, LSU-rRNA).
AUGUCGGGUGCCGACAAAGCGCGAUUCUACCUCGAACAGUCUGUUCCUGAGCUGCACGAGCUGGAACGGAAGGAGCUGUUCUCCAGGGAUGAAAUCACCGCCAUUGCGAAGAAGAGGAGCGAAUUCGAGCACAUUGUCAACGGCCGCGGAACCGCUUCACCUUCCGAUUUUGCACGCUACGCCGAGUACGAGAUGAACCUGGAGUCCCUACGGAAGAAGAGAGCGAAGCGCAUGGGAGUGAAGGCAGGCGGUCACAGCGGCCAGCGCCGUAUCAUGUUCAUCCUGGAUCGCGCUACAAGAAAGUUUCACGGCGAUAUCGCUCUCUGGUUCCAGUACCUCAGCUACCUGCGCUCGCAGAAAUCCACUGGCAAAAAGAUGAAGGAGGUCCUCACAUCCGUGCUUCGCAUGCACCCGACAAAGCCAGAUCUGUGGGUGUGGGGUGCUCGCACCGCCUUGGACGCCGAUGCCGACAUGACGAGCGCAAGAGCAUACAUGCAGCGUGGAUUGAGGUUCUGCAAGAACUCCAGGCAGCUUUGGUUGGAGUAUGCGAAGCUGGAGAUGAUUUACGUCGCAAAGAUUGCCGCUCGGAGACAGAUCUUGGGACUUGACCAAGAGCGGAAGAAAAAAGAGGACGCUGCCGAGGACCCAGACGCAGAUAUGAUCGCACUGCCCGACAUCACAGCGGAGGACAUCAACCCCAGCUUGGCCAAGGAUGAUGGUGUCGACGAGGUGGCCUUGCAAAACCUUGCCAAUACGCCCGUCCUCCAGGGUGCCAUCCCGCGGGCCAUCUUUGAUGAGGCGAUGAAGCAGUUCCAGAACGAUCCCAAGCUGGCCGAACAAUUCUUCGACAUGUUCGCAGAAUUCAACAAAACGCCAUGCACCAAGACUCUACUUCAGUACAUUGUGGACACACUAAACAAGAGGAAUCCGACUGCCCUGUCAACCCAGAUUUGCAACUUCAAGCUACCUUUGUUCGGCCUGGAAACAACCUCCCCAGAGUUCCCGAGCGCGCUUGGCAAAUGCCUCCAGAGCAUCAAGGCAUCUCUGCAGCAGUCCCAACAGACGAAGCAUCAGCUGGCUGAGCAGGCUAUCAUGUGGAUUCUACCUAUCCUACAAGCGGAAGACCUGGAUGACGGACUGCGCAAGGUUCUGUCCGCCUCCCUUCGCCAGUAUGUCCGCUCUUUGCAGAGCGAAGACCAGCUGGCCGGUGCCGUCGCUGCGUUGCAGCAAGCAAACCGAACAGAAGACGCGCGCACUCUCGUGGAAUGCUGGUCGAGACAGUGGCCUGGCAGCGAACGCCUGCUUCAGGCUCAGGCAUCAUUGGCUGUGUGA